AAAAUAGCUAAGUGCUCCAGCAUUGGAUUAAAUAUCGUUUUUACCCCUGCACCCUUUUUAAAAAAGUGUUCUUUUCCUCUUUAUCUGUUGAAGCAUGGAGUGUCUCGGCAAACUGCAACAGCUCUCAAGCAUUUGCAUUUGAUGGCUUUCUGGUCAAUGUGACGGACCUUGACGCCUUCCUCUCUCUAUCUCUCUUUGGGUUUCUUUACGUUACUUCCUGUCGUUCACUCGCUGUGUUCAUUUCAUCUUUCACAUUAUUUCUUGCUGUGCUACAGACCAUUUUACACUCUAAAGGUUGAGAGACUAACCAAACUCAAGUUCUCGCAUGGUGUCCCCAUCAACAUUGGGUGAAGGGCAUUGUAAUGCUUCUUCUGUAAUGGCUUCUUCUUCAGCAAUUUUGAAGGCCAAGGACAGGUUGAACCUUAAAGCUACAGAAUUGAGGCUUGGUCUUCCUGGAUCUCAAUCCUCUGACCGAGAUGAAGAAGUUAAUAAUAAUGAUCUAAAACCUGGAAAGUUCAAUGAAAAGACUUUGUUCCCAUUGCUACCUUCAAAUGAAGGAAUCUGCUCACCUCUCAAGGCUUCUGGGAACAAAAGAGGGUUCUUAGAAACAAAGGUCGCUUUAGUGACUCAGGCUAAUAAUUGGAUGUUUACCACUCCCAAAUCUGAUUCUCAGGCUAAUAUGAAGGACAAGCACGUGCAAGCUAAGGAGCAAGUUGUUGGCUGGCCGCCUAUUAGAUCAUUUAGAAAGAACACACUGACUUCAAGUGCUAAGGUUAAUGAUGAAGUUGAUGGAAAGCCUGGCCCCAUGGCUAUUUUUGUUAAAGUCAGCAUGGAUGGAGCUCCGUAUCUAAGAAAGGUGGAUCUUAGAACCUACACCUCAUAUCAAGAACUCUCUGCUGGGCUUGAGAAGAUGUUCAGCUGUUUUACCAUAGAACAAUGUGAAAGCCCCCAAGGAGGUCAAGGCCGAGAAAAUUUGAGUGAGAGUAUGUUAAGAGACUGCCUUCAUGGAUCAGAGUAUGUCGUAACAUAUGAAGAUAAGGAUGGAGAUUGGAUGCUUGUGGGAGAUGUCCCAUGGGACAUGUUCAUAGAGUCAUGCAAGCGAUUGAAGAUCAUGAAGGGCUCUGAUGCAAUUGGAUUAGCUCCAAGGGCUAUGGAGAAAUCCAAGAGCUACAGGAACUAGCAGACAGCUUCUCAAGCAGCAUUUUGCUGCAUCCUUAUCCACUCUUCAGCAAUCUGCCAGCCAAAAUGGACAUAUCUCUCUGUUUAUUUAUUUGUUCCAAUGUCUCAUUAUUUUGUUCUAGUAUGGUUGAGAUGAUGUUUUUCAUCCCAAGUAAUAUUUGUAUUGGAUGUAAUAUGAACAGUGAAUCGUGAUUAAUCAACUAAGACCCUUGUAGCAAUGUAAUUUGGUCUAUUGUUUAUUUGUUUACGCUUUGUUCAAAUAUAAUCGAGUCAUAUCUGCAUUUGAU
This is a messenger RNA of Cuscuta europaea, 1466 nucleotides long. Lineage: Eukaryota; Viridiplantae; Streptophyta; Magnoliopsida; Solanales; Convolvulaceae. The record is from the annotation of a GenBank genome assembly.